GUCGAAGUAGAAUCAAAAGCAACACCAACCAGUACUUCAGCACCAUCAUCACCAUCAUUAAAAUCCGAUACAACCGCAACAACAGCCCAACCAGUACAAUCAUCCAUUAACUAUCACCACAAUGCCAAGUUAAUUCAAGUUACAGGUCCAGAAGAGCCAUAUCAUUAUAUUUCAGUUCCAUUGUCUGUAGAUAGAUUAAAUUUAGAAGAUGCAUUCAUCAUGCAAAGUGAUGCUUAUAUGUUUGUUUGGUAUUCUGACAAAGUUGCAAGCCAAAAGAAAGCCAAGGCCAUUCAAAUGGCUCAAAAAUUAAAAAUUGAAAUUGGUUGUCAAAGAACUGUUCAAGCUUUAGAAUUUGGUGAAGAACAUUUAACAUUUUUAUUUUGUUUAGGUUUACCAAAAGGUGAAAAGUUAAAUGUUAAAAAAGAAGAAAAUGAUAUUUUCCAAAAAGAUGAAGAUGAUGAAUUAUUAUUACCAGAGUUCUUUUUAUAUAAAUUGUCAACUGGUGCAGAUGGUAAGCCAAGUAUCAAACCAAUUGAGGAGGAAGAGAUUAAACAAGAGAUGUUAGAGUCAAAUGCAUGCUUUAUUUUAGAUUGCGAACACGAGAUGUAUAUUUGGCAAGGUAAAGAUGUAAAGAAUAAAUCAACCAAAGAAGCUUUAAUUCCUUUGGCCAAAAAGAUUUGGGAACAAUAUGAUCGUCCAGAAUAUUACAGCAAAAAUACACAUCCACCAAUUACCAUAGUUUAUGAUGGUGCCGAGGGAUGUCUUUUCAAGAGCAAGUUCUCCAAAUGGGUCGAUAAAGCACCAGUUCUCACAAGUUAUUUAUCAUUACAAAAAAAGAAAGAAGCCAUUUCAUUCGAAGUAUCUUCAAUGCACGAAGAGAAGCCUGUCGCUGAAAUCCAUCUCGGUUCAGAUUACUCAAAGGGUAAACUAUUUGUAUGGUCAUGUUUAUCAAAUGGUAAAUGGAAUAAGGUCGAAGAGGAUGACUUUGGUAUUUUCUAUUCAAAUAAAUCUUAUAUCUGCCAUUUUAUUUAUAAACCAGAGGGUAAAAGUUCAAUUCGUUCAGCCAUUUUUUAUUGGGAAGGUUUAUAUGCCAACGCAAGAAACUACAUCAGCUAUAAAUUUGGUCUCUUUAAAGAAAUCCAAAAGAAAAUGCAAUCACUUCAAAGUGAUGAUCCAGUCGAAUACAGAAUCGCACAAAACAAAGAACCAAAAGAAUUUAUUAAUCUCUUUGGCACUGAAUUAUUAGUAUUAAACGAGGAGCUCUCAAUGAAACCAAUGAUCUUCCAAGUACGUGGUAACAGAGGAACCCAAUUAUAUCCAGAACCAAAUGGUUGCAAUGCUAAACUUUUAAAUUCAUUAGACUCAUUCGUAUUCUUGUUCCCAGAGAAAUAUAUUAUUGUAUGGCACGGUAAAGCCACCACCGAAGAUGAAAGAACCUUGGCCGCUGAUCUCUUUACUUUCCUCCCACCAGAAUAUGAGGCCGAUGUCAAAGAAUUUGAUGAAGGAAGUGAAGAUGAUAGUUUCUGGGAAUUAAUUGGUGGUUCAAGUUCUGAUAUCACCCAUAAUGAUACCGAUGGUGCUAAGCCAGCUAAAUUAAAAUUAUUUUUAUGCACUGAAAAUUCUGGUAUCUUUAAAGCUGACCAAAUUUGCCCAUUCUCUCAAAUCGAUUUAAAUAAUGAAGAAGCUGUAAUCUUGGAUGCAUUCACCAAAGUAUUUGUUUGGAAAGGUUCUAAAUGUUCUGACUCUAAAUAUAAAGAAACCAUUGCCUUGGCUAAAGAAUAUAUCGAGUCUGCUAAUGAUGAACGUCCAUCAACCAGUGAUGAUAUCAUUCAAGAAGAACAGUCUCAAUCUGAAUCACAAUUAUUCAAAUCUUACUUCCAUUCUUGGAAGGUUACUGUUCCAAAAGUAUUUGUAGAUCCAUUAAUAGCUUAUAAACAAAAACAAAAAGAAAAACAAGAAAGAGAAGAAAAAGAAAGAAAAGAAAAAGAAGCAAAGGAAAAAGAAGAAAAAGAAAAAGAAGAGCCAAAUUUAGUUGCAACCAAAGAAGAACCAAUUAAGGCUGAAGAAAAAGAAGAACCAUUAACUAGUGCUACCGAAGAAACAACUAGUGUUAAGGAAGAGGAACCAGUUAAAGUUGAUGAAGUUACUACCGAAGAGGAACCAGUUAAAGAAAUGGUUGAUGCUACCCCAACUGAUGAAAUAACUAAAGUUGAAGAGGAACAAAUAAUAACAGCCACUACUGAAGAAACAAAGAAAGAACCAGUAGAUGAAAUAGAAGAAGAACAAGUUGUACCAGAAUUAUCAAAUAAUAAAGAGGAAACUAUUGAUGAAGCAAAUACAGCCGAUACAGUUAACAACAAUGUAAUCAUAACAGAGUCACCAGAAUUCCAACCAUUAUCUUCCUCACAAGAUGUUAUUCCAACUCCAAUUAAAGAAAAGAGAAAAUCAAAUGAACCCACAGCACCAAGUUCUAUUGGUUCAAGUGGUGACUUAUUCUUCAAUUACCAACAGUUCCCAAGCCAAUCAAGUCCAAAGAUGAAUAGAAAGGGUGGAAAUAAAAAGAAACACAAUAAAAAGAAUCAUAGCGUUGGAUCAAUGUCACCAGCAACUUCACCAACAAACUACCCAAAGUCAUUAAAAAAUGAUAUUGUAAAUCAAACAUUUGAUUUGGAUAGCAUUAGCAAUAACACAAGCGAAGCCUCUUCAAGCACUUCAGGCUCACCAUUGCCACAACAACAAUUAAACCCAGAUUCACUCUCAUCUUCACCACUUUCAUCUUCAACAUCCAUUGCUCCACCAAGUGGCACCAUUAAUUCAGGUCAAUCAACACCAAAGAAAAAUAAGAAAAACAAAAAGAAGCAACAUAAUAGAAGCAAUUCA
Messenger RNA from Dictyostelium purpureum, 2880 nucleotides. RefSeq lists its product as uncharacterized. Lineage: Eukaryota; Evosea; Eumycetozoa; Dictyosteliales; Dictyosteliaceae. The transcript is spliced from 2 exons. Gene Ontology annotation, biological process: barbed-end actin filament capping; actin filament severing. The annotation marks the transcript as partial. The record is from RefSeq and is a predicted model, not a curated record. Gene Ontology annotation, molecular function: actin filament binding; phosphatidylinositol-4,5-bisphosphate binding.